AUGUCUAACAAGGUCGGAGCUGAUCCGGAAGUCCCGGCGAAGAAACCAAAAGAAGAAGAACCAGAGCAAGAAUCAUGGGGUCGCCAUCUCGAAUUCGUCCUUUCCUGCAUCGGCUACUGCGUCGGCCUUGGUAAUGUCUGGCGAUUUCCCUACCUCGCGUAUCAAAAUGGAGGGGGAGUGUUUUUCAUUCCAUACUUUUUGAUGCUUUUUCUUUGCGGUAUUCCACUGUUUUACACUGAAUUGGCGAUGGGCCAGUUCUCCGGGCUCGGAACGCUGGGAGUCUGGAAAGCUGUUCCGUGCUUCAAGGGAAUUGGAUACGGAAUGAUUCUUGUCAGCUUCAUGGUGAUUAUUUACUACAAUGUCGUAAUUGCCUGGUCCGUGCACUACCUCUUCUCGGGCUUUCAAAAAGUUCUGCCUUGGACAAAAUGUGAUGAGUGGUGGAAUACUCCCAUCACAAAGGGACAAUGCGCGAUUUCAAAAGCAGUUGCUGAGGAUCAGCUUGAUUGCCGAGCGGAUAAUGUUGCAGAAUACGACCGAUUAUUUUGGAAAUUUAAUGCGACGGUCAGAGCUGAAUGGGAACCGGUCCUGAAGAAUCAAUACAAUUUGACAAAUGAUCAAAUCGCCGAUGUUUUCAACGCUCAAAUCAAAGCUGAGCCUUCUGAAGAAUACUGGUUUCGACGAGUUCUUCAGUUGAAUGAUGAAUUUACCGAUAAUGGCGGAAAAUACACGAUGGACGAAUCCGGAAAUGUCCUUGGCGAUUUGGUCGGAAGCAAUCUUUUUGCCUGGGUCCUGGUCUUCCUCUGUCUUUUCAAAGGAAUCGCUUCAAGCGGAAAAGUCGUCUAUUUCACCGCCACUUUUCCCUAUCUUGUUCUUCUCAUUCUCGUCAUUUUCGGCGCAACCCUCGAAGGAGCUGGUGAUGGAAUCGACUUUUACCUCCGACCAGAUGUUUCAAAACUCUCCGAUGCCGGAGUUUGGUCUGCCGCUGCUACUCAGAUUUUCUUCUCGCUUGGUGUCAGUUUUGGAGGAUUGAUGGUCAUGGCCAGCUACAAUAAAAAUUGCGUUUCCGUCGAUGCUGUUGUCAAAAGCGGACCUGGUCUCGCGUUCAUCGCCUAUCCUGAAGCAAUGGGACUUCUUGGCGGUGUUGGACCAUUCAUUUCAUUUUUGUUCUUUGUCAUGUUGAUCACUCUCGGUCUUGACUCUCAAUUUGCCAUGGUCGACAUCGGAGUUGCUGGAUUCUUCGACGAGUUUCCGCAGUUCAAAAAGGGAUGGAAGAAGACAAUCACAGUCGGAAUCUACUGUUUGAUCGGAUUUCUGCUCGGGUUUCCACUCAUGACUCAAGCCGGUCUUCACUGGUUCAACUUGAUUAAUGACUAUUCUGCAUACCAUGGUCUGCUGAUUUUGGCACUCUUCUUUACAAUCACGGUUCAUUUUGUCUACGGAUUUGUGACCGAAAAGUUCCGAUUUUUGAGCAACAUCAAAGAAAUGAAUGGUGAAAUGAAUAUCAUUGCGAAGGGAUAUUUCUACGCAAACUGGUACGGUCUGACUCCUGCUAUGAUCAUUUUCAUUGUUGGAAUGGCUUUUGCUGGCUAUAAAACAAUCGGAGAAGCGUAUGGAGAUGAGGACGUUUACCCUUCUUGGACUAAUAAUCUCGCUAUGGUUAUGUCCAUGUCUCCAGUUAUCGUCACUGUUGUUUACCUGGUCUACUCGCUGAUCAUCACAAAAGGAAAAAGCAUCUACCCAGCUGAAGAUUUCAAGCCAAAAGCGCAUUGA
Messenger RNA from Oikopleura dioica, 1770 nucleotides. Lineage: Eukaryota; Metazoa; Chordata; Appendicularia; Copelata; Oikopleuridae. The record is from the annotation of a GenBank genome assembly.